Messenger RNA from Exophiala xenobiotica, 1314 nucleotides. RefSeq lists its product as uncharacterized. The transcript is spliced from 2 exons. Gene Ontology annotation, molecular function: monooxygenase activity; FAD binding. The record is from RefSeq and is a predicted model, not a curated record. Gene Ontology annotation, biological process: secondary metabolite biosynthetic process. Bases 1 to 1314 code for a protein of 437 amino acids. Lineage: Eukaryota; Fungi; Ascomycota; Eurotiomycetes; Chaetothyriales; Herpotrichiellaceae.
AUGGUUGCAGAAACACAUCAAUUAGACAUCAUAAUUGUGGGCGCCGGUUUGGCAGGACUCGCUGCAUCGAUAUCAUGUGCACUCGCCAACCACAAAGUCAUUGUGUUCGAAGCGGCGAAAGAGCUAGCGGAAAUCGGGGCAGGCCUGCAAAUAACGCCAAACGCGUCAAGACUGUUUCGAGAAUGGGGUUUGGAAUCCGCGACCCAGGCUGUGGCUGCAGAGCCUACGGUGUUGGCUGUUCACAGAUAUAGUGAUGGGAAAAUACUGGCGGAAGAACCAGACUUCAACAAGAAGAUUCGACAAAAAUAUGGCGCUCCUUUCAUCGACAUGCAUCGUGUCGAUUUGCAGAAAAUAUUGUACAGCAGAGCAGUAUCAUUGGGUGUGAAGGUGGAGCUCAACACCAAGAUUUCCAGGGUAGACAGCACACCGUCGGGAGCAGAAGUUGUCUUUGACUCUGGUCGAAGACACAGAGGGGAUCUAGUGGUUGGAGCCGAUGGUCUCUGGUCGAAGUGCCGGGAAAGUAUGCUGGGUGAGACAGACCAGCCGUUGCCAACUGGGGAUUUGGCGUACAGGAUCGUCCUAGAGCUCAACGAGAUAAGUGACCCAGAGUUGAGGCAGUGGAUCGCGAAUCCACAGGUACAUUUCUGGAUUGGACCACACUCUCACGCAGUUGCCUAUUCAAUUCGCUCGGGAACAAUGUACAAUAUCGUCCUCCUCUGCCCAGAUGACCUGCCUGACGGACUGGCAAGGUCGAAGGGGUCCGUCGAAGAAAUGAGAAAGCUGUUUUCAGGAUGGGAUCCUAUACUCACACGGUUUCUCGACCAGGUCGAUCAGGUGGACAAAUGGAAAUUGAUGCACCGCGAAGAAGUGGAAUCUUGGACGAACCCUGCGAAGAACUUCGUACUUAUUGGCGAUUCUUGUCAUCCAAUGCUCCCAUACCUUGCUCAAGGCGCAAAUUCGAGUUUGGAAGACGGAGCUGUUCUUGGCCGAUUGUUGUCGUACGUCACAUCGAGGGAGCAAAUAUCUUGGGCAGUAACACUGUAUGAAAGUCUGCGGAAGUCGCGCAGUGAGCAGAUCGUUCGAGAGACAUUCAACCAGAGGGAUGCUUUCCACAUGCCCGACGGCGAGGCACAAGAGCAGAGGGAUUUGCUAUUUGCCUCGCAACUUGGCAAAGAAAUAUCUUGCAAAUUUCCAAGUCGAUGGACUUGUCCGGAAAUCCAGCCUUUUCUGUAUGGGUAUGAUGCCUACGAACAAGCGGACGAGGCUGCGAAUUCACGCCCUUUUACCCAUUUCAGCGCGGACGAGGGGCUGUGA